Molecule: messenger RNA, 1071 nt
Organism: Alternaria rosae
Lineage: Eukaryota; Fungi; Ascomycota; Dothideomycetes; Pleosporales; Pleosporaceae
Exons: 1
Coding region: 352-963 (203 amino acids)
Source: RefSeq, a predicted model, not a curated record
GCCCUCGGUACGGACGCUUGUACCAAGCCUGCGCCACGAGCGUGAGCGUGAUGUCGCGCAUGCAUCCUUAAUCUCGAGACUGCGCCACGAGGUACCAGCGCGAUACUUGCUCGCCGUCUUGGUCUAGGCUGGCGAAGUCACGACAACAUCCUUGAUGGUACUACUUGAGAAAUGAAAUAGAACGUAAGGCGAGUCGUUGCAGCUGAGCUGAACGCUGUAUAAAGAGUAACUGGUGUCGCGAUGGAGAUACUUCACGAUACCUGACAGCACGCCGUUCCAAACCCAACCUGAAUCUGCACCUCAAAUCACGACGCCUCUCCACAAAUUCCCCCACGCCUUCACGAUCAAAGAAUGGCAUCAGCCUGGCUCGAGAAGUUUAUCGUCCGCAACGACGAAUCCCCAACACCCGACUCGCGCCGCGGGACCGACACCCCAGUGCUGAAGCUCAAGUACACAAGCCUCGCUGAACACCGCCGCAUCCUAACGGCAGAGGGCGAGAAGACACCACUGUACGAGAUGAAACGGCAGUCCAUCCUCGGCGCAUGGGGAAGCAAGAUACACGUUACGUCACCCAUGAGCUCGAACCAAGAAGUCGCGCUCAUCGACUACCACAUGUUCUCCGCGACUAUUGGCUUUCCUCUUCGCAACAGCCAUCGCAUUGAGAUUAGUACGUCGAAGCAGAAUGUUGCUGCGAGCGGUGGGUUGGGGGAAUUGCAUUGGAAGGGCACGGGUAUGGAGGUUGCGGGCGCAGCAUCGUGGGAGUUGAGGGACGAGACGAGUCUUGUGAUGGUCGCGCAGGUUGAUCAUCAGCAGGUGGGUGGGUGGAUCACGCUUUGGAAAGAGGGCCUGGAUGCGCAGACGGUGGAGGAACUUGUUGUUGUGGGUGUUGCGCAGAUUGAGGGGUAUAAGAGGAUGAUUAGGCAAAGUAAGACGUCGGCGGUUGGUGUUUUGGUGAACAAGUAGACGGAUCACUUAUUGUCUGGGUGGAAUGGUGGCUAAGGGUUUUCUCUCAUCGCGGUCACGAAGCGACAAGUCGACGAUGGAGUAGCUGGGUCUCAGGAAAUGUGCGAU